Molecule: messenger RNA, 1236 nt
Organism: Sinocyclocheilus anshuiensis
Lineage: Eukaryota; Metazoa; Chordata; Actinopteri; Cypriniformes; Cyprinidae
Gene: wif1
Product: wnt inhibitory factor 1
Exons: 10
Coding region: 19-1158 (379 amino acids)
Biological process (GO): anatomical structure development
Cellular component (GO): cell surface; extracellular region
Molecular function (GO): signaling receptor binding
Source: RefSeq, a predicted model, not a curated record
UUUUAAAUAAAUCAAGGGAUGGCUCUCAGGACGCCUGCUGUUCAACUGCACCUUAAAACGUGCUUUCUUCUGCUUUUAGGGGGUCUGAUGGAAGCUGCCCAAGAGCAAGGAAGCAUGUACAUGUGGAUUGAUGCCAAUCAAGCAAGAAUAUUAAUUGGUUUUGAGGAGGAUAUUUUAAUUGUCUCCGAGGGCAAAAUGGCCCCAUUCACACACGACUUCAGGAAAGCACAGCAGCGAAUGCCAGCAAUACCUGUCAACAUCCACCACGUGAACUUCACCUGGCAAGCCACUGAUCAGGCAGAGUACUUCUAUGAGUUUCAGACUCUGCGUUCAUUGGAUAAAGACAUUAUGGAUGACCCUACCGUCAAUGUUCCUCUCUUAGGAUCAGUGCCACACAAAGCCUCUGUGGUCCAGGUGGGCUUCCCAUGCAGAGGCGACCAGGAUGGUGUGGCAGCAUUUGAGGUGACCAUCCUGGUGAUGGAUGCUGGAGGAAACAUCAUUCUGAGGACGCCACACAACGCUAUCUUCUUUAAAACGUGCCAGAGAGCAAAGUGCACUGGUGGUUGUCGCAAUGGAGGCUACUGCAAUGAAAGGCAGGUCUGCGAGUGUCAGGAUGGCUUUUACGGUGUUCACUGUGAGAAAGCCCUCUGUUCCCCAAGAUGUCUGAAUGGUGGCCUGUGUAUGAGCCCAGGUGUGUGUAUAUGUCCUCCAGGCUACUUUGGACCCAGCUGUGAGAGAGCUAACUGCAGCACCACCUGUUUGAAUGGAGGGACAUGUUUCCAUCCUGGCAAAUGCAUCUGUGCCGUCGGCUUUGAAGGGAGCCGCUGUGAGCUCAGUAAAUGUCGACAGCCGUGCAGAAAUGGAGGCAAAUGCACGGGGAGAAACAAAUGCAAGUGCAGCAAAGGCUACCAUGGAGAUCUGUGCUCCAAAGCUGUCUGCGAGCCCAGCUGUGGAGCACACGGGACCUGUGUGGAGCCCAACAGGUGCCAGUGCAGGGACGGCUGGCAUGGGCGUCACUGCAAUAACAGAUUUCGUGGAGUAGUCUCCAACAGCCAGCAGGUCUCUGGUUCCAAGCACAAGUCACAGCCUGUGGCAGCGAAGGACACAAAGGAAGUGCCUGAAUCCAGUCAGCGCUCUGAAACCAACUAUGUGGUUUAAGCCUCCAAAUUUUGAGCCAAUGGCCCCUCCAUUUCAACAUCGCCUUCUCUGGAACAAAGCUUUUAUCCUCCUCUUCCG